Molecule: messenger RNA, 303 nt
Organism: Colletotrichum graminicola M1.001
Lineage: Eukaryota; Fungi; Ascomycota; Sordariomycetes; Glomerellales; Glomerellaceae
Exons: 2
Coding region: 1-303 (100 amino acids)
Source: RefSeq, a predicted model, not a curated record
AUGACUUUUGGUGACCAAGCAGUCUACAUGUUCCUAAUCUCCGCCAGUGUGAUUCUUGUCUCUAUCAUCUUCACCUUCUGGAUGUACCCACGGAGGGUGCUCUGGUCCGCAUACAAGUACUCUGAGACAUGGAUUCUCGUCAAGUUUGGAAUCUUUGAUGUGUUCCUGAGGCUGACAGGGGGAAAACUACUUAAAGACAGCAAAAAUUUGUUAAAGAAUCUCGAGGAGAGCGUCGCGAGAAUAGAAAGCCGCCGUAGGACGGGUGCAUUCCAAAAGAAACGAGGCAUCGACUGGUUGGAUUAA